Thunnus maccoyii (southern bluefin tuna) is the source of this 5077-nucleotide messenger RNA. It is a transcript of the gene dnm1a, whose product is annotated as dynamin 1a. The record is from RefSeq and is a predicted model, not a curated record. Gene Ontology annotation, molecular function: GTPase activity; microtubule binding; GTP binding. The coding region runs from base 887 to 3439 and encodes 850 amino acids. The transcript is spliced from 22 exons. Lineage: Eukaryota; Metazoa; Chordata; Actinopteri; Scombriformes; Scombridae. Gene Ontology annotation, cellular component: microtubule; membrane; cytoplasm.
UUAGCUUUUUCAAGCACUUGUCCAUCAGAAAAGUGAUCCGAGGAGCCACAUUUAUGUUCCACAUCCAUCAUAUCCUUAAGAGCCACUGAAUUAAGACACAGUUUCAAAGUACAGCUGAGGCUGACAGGAAUUUGGUCAUUUAUUUUAAAGCUAAUCUGCCAUGAACAAAAAGGUUUGGUCAAACGUAUGUGAAUCUGCAUGAAAAGUCAAAAUCCUCAGAAUUCAUCCUCUGGUGAACACAAAUAAAAUAUGAUGGCAAUGUAUCUAGUAGUUGUCACACACUUCACUCAGGGCCACACUGCUAAUGUGGAAAUAUAUAAUAUAUACAAAAAACUAACACACAAAGUUAUAGAGUGCCCCCUGUCCCUGUCCAAGGUGCCAAGAGAUUCAGCACCAUGGACAGAUCUGUACAACACACAAAACUGUAUGUGAAGGCAACAACACUCAAAACUGGAGAUAUGAAUCCCACAUUUCCAUUCUACAUCUUUCUAAAUGCAUUCAAACAACGAUUAAACUCAAGUGCCUCAGAAAAAUCUGAAUUUCCUGUUCUCAGCACAUUUUGAGACAGCAUAUGGAAAGUGGAGCAGUGUCACCACCAGCGGUGAGUGAUGGGAACUGCAGGGAGCUUUCCUGAGGAAAUACAAGAGAUCAUCCUCAUCCUCCCCCUGCGGUGCUCGGUGCUGGAGAGAGUCCUUUAGCUGAGGUGAUCUGACACACCAGGGAGGCGCAGUCAAUGAGGGAGCAAACCGAAAAGUGAACCGGUGUGUGCGCAGACCAAAACGCCCUCUGAACGCGAGGGUGGCGAGGAGGGACAGAAGAGGACAAGAAGAAAUAAAUCCCUCGCUGCCCUGACAAGGAAAGACACCCCGUCGAUUGCACCGCAAAGAUGGGGAACCGGGGAAUGGAGGAUUUGAUUCCUCUGGUGAACCGCAUGCAGGAUGCCUUCUCCGCCAUCGGUCAAAACGCGAACCUGGACCUGCCGCAGAUCGCCGUGGUCGGCGGCCAGAGUGCGGGGAAGAGCUCGGUGCUGGAGAAUUUCGUCGGGAAGGAUUUCCUUCCCCGCGGUUCUGGCAUUGUGACCCGUCGUCCUUUGGUCCUGCAGCUGAUGAACUCUCCAACAGAGUUUGCUGAGUUCCUUCACUGUAAGGGCAAAAAGUUCAUAGAUUUUGAUGAAGUCCGGCAGGAGAUCGAGGCAGAGACCGACCGUAUCACCGGAGCCAACAAGGGCAUCUCCCCUGUGCCCAUCAACCUGCGUGUCUACUCCCCUCAUGUGCUCAACCUGACGCUGGUGGACCUGCCGGGGAUGACCAAGGUGCCGGUGGGCGACCAACCUGCAGAUAUCGAGGCCCAGAUUAGAGAAAUGUUGAUGCAGUUUGUCACCAAGGACAACUGCCUGAUGCUGGCCGUUUCCCCGGCAAACUCUGAUCUGGCCAACUCUGACGCUUUAAAGAUUGCCAAAGAGGUCGACCCUCAGGGAAUGAGGACCAUUGGUGUGAUCACCAAGCUGGACCUGAUGGACGAGGGGACAGACGCUAAGGACAUCCUGGAGAAUAAGCUGCUUCCACUCAGGAGGGGUUACAUUGGUGUGGUAAACAGGAGCCAGAAGGACAUAGAUGGGAGGAAGGACAUCAAUGCUGCUAUGGCCGCUGAGAGGAAGUUCUUUCUCUCUCACCCUGCUUAUAGACACCUGGCUGACCGUAUGGGCACUCCAUACCUCCAGAAAACCCUCAAUCAGCAACUGACCAACCACAUCCGAGACACCCUGCCGGCUCUGCGGGCCAAGCUGCAGAGUCAGCUUCUCUCCAUAGAGAAGGAGGUGGAGGAGUACAAGAACUUCAGACCUGAUGAUCCGUCUCGCAAGACCAAGGCUCUGCUCCAGAUGGUGCAGCAGUUCUCUGUGGACUUUGAGAAGUGUAUAGAGGGCUCUGGGGACCAGAUUGACACGGCUGAGCUGUCAGGUGGUGCCAGGAUCAAUCGCAUCUUCCAUGAACGCUUCCCCUUUGAACUGGUCAAGAUGGAGUUUGAUGAGAAAGAGCUCCGCAAGGAGAUCAGCUACGCCAUCAAGAACAUUCAUGGCAUCAGAACUGGCCUCUUCACCCCGGACAUGGCCUUUGAGACCAUUGUGAAAAGGCAGAUUGGGAAGAUAAAAGAGCCUUGCACCAAAUGUGUGGACAUGGUCAUUUCUGAGCUAGUCAAUACGGUUAGGCAGUGUACCAAAAAGCUGGCUCAGUACCCCAUGCUGAGAGAGGAGAUGGAGAGGAUCGUCACCCAGCACAUCAGGGACAGAGAAAACCGCACCAAGGAUCAGGUGUUGCUGCUGAUAGACAUUGAGUUGUCCUACAUGAACACCAACCAUGAGGACUUCAUUGGAUUUGCCAACGCUCAGCAGAGGAUCAACCAAAUGAACAAGAAGAAGACAGCUGGCAAUCAGGAUGAGAUCAUGGUGAUCAGGAAGGGCUGGCUGACCAUCAACAACAUCGGCAUCAUGAAGGGAGGAGCCAAGGAGUACUGGUUUGUCCUCACCGCCGAGUCUCUGUCCUGGUACAAGGACGAUGAGGAAAAGGAGAAGAAGUACAUGCUGCAGGUGGACAACCUGAAACUGCGGGAUGUAGAGAAAGGCUUCAUGUCCAGCAAGCAUAUCUUUGCCCUCUUCAACACCGAGCAGAGGAAUGUGUAUAAGGACUACCGUCAGCUGGAGUUGGCCUGUGAGAGUCAGGAAGACGUUGAUGCGUGGAAGGCCUCCUUCCUCAGAGCUGGAGUUUAUCCCGAACGUGUCACGGAUAAGGAAGGAAAGAGUGAAGGCGGUGAUGAAAAUGGCUCUGACAGCUUCAUGCACAGCAUGGACCCGCAGCUGGAGCGGCAGGUGGAGACCAUUCGCAACCUGGUCGACUCGUACAUGGCCAUCGUCAACAAGACCGUCCGUGACUUGAUGCCCAAGACCAUCAUGCACCUGAUGAUUAACAAUACUAAGGAGUUCAUUAACGCCGAGCUGCUGGCUCAGCUGUACUCGUGCGCCGACCAGAACACGCUGAUGGAGGAAUCUCAGGAGCAGGCCCAGCACCGUGAUGAGAUGCUGAGGAUGUACCACGCCCUGCGAGAGGCCCUCAGCAUCAUCGGUGACAUCAGCAUGUCUACUGUAACCACCGCCAUGCCGCCACCCGUUGACGACUCCUGGCUGCAGGUGCAGCGCAGCGGCUCCGGGGGAAGGUCUCCAGCCACCAGUCCAACUCCCAACCGCAGGGCUCCACCGGGACCCCCUGCCCGCCCAGGCUCUCGCGGGCCUCCGCCUGGGCCUCCUGCCGGAGGACCCCCUGUCCCAUCUCGCCCAGGGGCUUCUCCGGACCCUUACAGCGGGCCCCCGCCCACUGUGCCCUCUCGGCCUAACCGCGCACCCCCAAGCGUGCCUAGUCGGAGACCCCCACCUUCUCCAACCCACUAGACCUCUGAGCUCCUCCCUCCCUCCUCAGUCCCACCCGUCCGUCCCACCCUCCGGAACGUGAGGCCAAGGACAACAGCGCCACCUUCCUGUCGUUUUCUGCUGCGCCCGACCUGAGCCGGGCUCCCUCCUCCUGCUCCUACUCGUCCCCCUUACAACAAGCCACGUCUCUCUUUCUCUCCCCUCCUCCCUCCGUCCCUCCCUCCCUCCACUCCCACACCCCUCUGUUUCACACAGAGAUGCAGAAUACUUGAAACACACCUGCAUGACUAACAUACGAACACUGCACUGCACACUGCACCCUCACAAUUUAAAGAAACUAUGUAGAGAAUAUAACAUGAUUGAUAAGAAACAAAUUGGUGAGUGUAUGCGCACAUGUGCAUGCACACACACACCUGCUUACAUGAAUACAUAAAUAUAUAUAUAUGUGUAUAUAUAUAUAUAUAUAUAUACAGUAUAUACAUAUAUAUAUACUGUUAAACCUAAGGGGGGAGACAUUUAAGCAUGACACUUUGCCUGAGUAUUACAUUACAUUAAACUAUAUCUCAGCAUUUCUAAUAGGUAGUCUGGCAGCUGAUUGACUUAUUUUUUCUCUAAUUAACAUUUGUUUUAUCUUAUGUUCUUUGUUUUUUCUUGUCUUUCUGGUUCAUUUACUUGUUAUAUAAAGGAAUACUUCACUAAAAAUGUUAUUUUUGUAUCACAGACUCACUCUGUGUAGCCUGGCAUGCUCGAAAAAAAAGAAUCAAAUGACUUCAAUUCACACGAAGCAGCAAAACAAUUAAUGUUAAUGACAAACACUUAAGUUCAGUUAUUUUGGUGACGAUACAUGUUUUUAUGACGUACCGAGCGACUGGAUACCAGAGUCUUGGAUUAUGCUGCAUGAGUUUGAUUACUUUGUUUUUGUAAAAAAACACUCAGUGAAGCUCUGCUCUCUGUGUGAAGUCAUGUUUUUUUUUUUUUCUUAUCAGUAUUUCAGGCCGUGAGGUGAAAGUAACAGAUACAAAACCUGGGUGAAAUAUUCCUUUAAGGCAGGUGAUGCAUUACCGAGCCAAGCUGGACUGGACUGGAUAUUGCAUCUUUGAAACUCUGUGUUUAUUUUACUGUUGUAUUCGGAUGUUGAUCUGUAACUUGGGGGGGGGGGUCCCCGAAAUGACAGGCGAGGACACACUUUAAUCACAUUCAGUCUUGUGUGAGUCUAGCAUGCUUUUGUACUUGAGAACUACACACACACACACACACACACACACACACACACACACACAGGUUUAUCUUAGAAUUAACAGCAGCUAUUCUGAGCUGUAGAUAAAUCAUUUCUGGUGUCUCCUCACUUUUAUGAUUUCGGGGUCUCUCUUUUCACUUGUUCGUCCUGCCACGUACGUAAGGUUUUCUUUUAUUUUCUCUCUAUUUCCACCGAACAGCCGGCCAACCAAAGGCGGGCCCUCUCGCCCUGAGAGCCCCCUGCCACCAUUCGACUCUUAGAAGAACCCCCCCCCCCCCUCCGCCACUCCUUCUUUUUUUCCUAUUUCCAUAACUACAACCUCUUCCAAAACUCACCCCACACCAGCACUAUGAAACAGACUGCUGCCCCAUCCAUCUGUCACUCACUCAGCUCACUUUAGCUCCGCAUGAGGGAGGAGAGGG